Mercurialis annua (annual mercury) is the source of this 2083-nucleotide messenger RNA. Its product is annotated as scarecrow-like protein 14. The record is from RefSeq and is a predicted model, not a curated record. NCBI's taxonomy places the organism in Eukaryota, Viridiplantae, Streptophyta, Magnoliopsida, Malpighiales, Euphorbiaceae. Gene Ontology annotation, biological process: regulation of DNA-templated transcription. Gene Ontology annotation, cellular component: nucleus. The transcript has a single exon. Gene Ontology annotation, molecular function: sequence-specific DNA binding; DNA-binding transcription factor activity. The coding region runs from base 172 to 1929 and encodes 585 amino acids.
GUUUAGCAUGUCAACCAUCGGUGUCCUUUAUUACUGAAAUUACGAAAAGGCCCCGCUGGUGACUCAUUUGCCAUUAGGUUCUUCUUUAAGAUCAGCUGCUCAAAUUUUUGAAAACAGAAUCGAAUUUUAAAUUUCAAGAAUCAAUUUUACUGAAUCAAUCAGCUGAAUUCAAUGGAUAAUACUCUAAUCGGAGCACAUCCGACCACCAUGGCCGGAUUCCGAUUCGAUUUAUCAGUAAUUCCAAAUCAGAAUCUGAUCGAAUUCAACGGUCAAUCGAGUUCAAAUACUUCAAGUUGUGAAUCAUCAACAUCUUCAAGCUCGAUAUUCGAAUCGGAUUCGCCGGACGGUAAUGAUUUCUGUAAUGUUGUUCUUAAGUAUAUAAGUGAUAUGUUAAUGGAAGAAGAUUUAGAGAGUGAGAAUUUUGUGCCUGAAGAUUGUUUAGCCCUAGAAGCUGCUGAGAAAUCUUUUUAUGAUGUUCUUGACCAGAAAUAUCCUCCGCCUUCGCUUCGGUUUGAUCCGAAUACAGUUGAAUCCUCCGGUUCCGGUUGGAUGUUCAGUCAAGCGGAAUUUGAAUUCGGAUGCUCGAGCGAAAAGAAACAUCAUCAACUUGAAAGAAGUGGAUAUUCUGAUGAAAGAAGUAGCAAGCAAUUGGCGGUUUCGGUUGAAAAACACGAAGAAGACGGGGCGAUAUUCGAUGAGAUAUUGCUCGGUCAAGCCGAGAACAAUGGUUCUAAAUCUUGCGCUGGCGGAGGAAAAGUGCGGAAAAAGCGAGGCAGUAGUAAGAAAACCGAAAUGAUGGAUUUAUGGACCGUCCUACCGCAAUGUGCGCAAGCCGUAGCGGAUGAUGAUCAAGUGACUGCAAAGGAUCUACUAAGGCAGAUAAGGCAAUAUUCGUCUCCUUUCGGAGACGGAAACCAAAGAAUUGCACAUUAUUUUGCUAACGGCUUGGAGGCGCGAUUGGCUGGCUCCGGAACGCCAGGCUAUACGCCGGCAAUAAGUAGUACAACAUCAGCUGCUAGUGUGCUAAAAGCUCACCACAUAUUUAUUACAGCAUGCCCUUUUCAGACAAUGUCACAUCUUUAUGCUAAUGAGACAAUCAUCAAACUAUCAGAAAAUGUAACAAGGCUUCACAUCAUUGAUUUUGGAAUUCUAUACGGUUUUCAAUGGCCCAACCUUAUCCAGCGUCUCUCGACGAGAAUUGGUGGACCUCCUAAGUUAUGCAUAACGGGAAUCGAGUUUCCUCAACCUGGUUUUCGACCUGCGGAAAGGGUUGAAGAAACAGGCCGCCGUUUAAGAAAAUAUUGCGAAAGAUUUAAUGUUCCGUUUGAAUACUAUCAUAUAGCACAGAAUUGGGCAAGUAUACAAUAUGACGAUUUCAAUAUAAACGAAAACGAAAUGGUUGUCGUUAACAGUUUGUAUCGGUUCAAGAACCUCCCUGAUGAUACAAUGAUAGCGAAAAGCGUCAGAGACGCCAUCCUUCAAUUGGUAAGGAAAAUUAAUCCGUGUAUCUUCAUUCAUGGAGUAGUUAAUGGUACUUACAAUGCGCCCUUCUUUCGCACACGUUUUCGAGACACGCUCUUUCAUUUCUCGGCUUUGUUUGACAUGUUCGAUUCUACUAUUCCUCGUGAAGAACGCGAAAGAAUGACGAUGGAAGAAGUCUUUGGAAGGUAUGCAGUAAAUGUGAUAGCUUGUGAGGGCGGUGAGAGGGUUGAAAGGCCGGAGACAUAUAGACAGUGGCAAGUUCGGAACUUGAGAGCCGGGUUCAGGCAGCUUCCGCUAGACGAGGUGAUAAUGAAGAAGGUGAGGAGUACUGUUAAAUCAAAUUACAAUAAGAACUUCAUGGUUGAUGAAGAUUGUCAGUGGAUGCUGCAAGGUUGGAAAGGGAGAAUAAUAUAUGCACUUUCAGUUUGGAAACCUGUUCAUGAUUAACAUUUCCAAUAGACCAAAUAUUGAUGUAAAAAUCGGAAUAUAAAUUUUUAUGCCACUAUUCUGAUGUUUACACCAGUGUUUUUUUGUCGGAAAAAUAUUAUGUGUUUCGAAUUGCAGCGUUACAAUAAUAAAACAAGCUAAAAUUCAUGACUUA